AUGGUGCCGGGUAGUUGUGGCGCUUGGCGUCUCGCGCCGCUCCUGCGGCGUGGCAUCUUGCCCCGCGCACUAAGACCCACAGAGCACUUGGGUACCCGGUCUCGCCUGCUGGCCCUGCAACGGCCAUCCGCCGGCCCGCCCUUCGGCCUAGUCUCCGACCCCGCGCGCUGCCUGCACGGCGGAACCCGGCUGGAGGAGCCGGCGGAGGGUGUAGCCGAGAAGGGACCCCCGGAACCGAGCGCUGCAGAUCACACUGGUCCACAGUUUGACAUAGAUAUGCUGGUAUCACUUCUGAGGCAAGAAAAUGCAAGAGACAUUUGUGUUAUCAAGGUUCCUCCAGAGAUGAAAUAUACAGAUUAUUUUGUGAUUGGGAGCGGAACCUCCACCCGCCACUUACAUGCCAUGGCCUACUACAUUAUGAAAAUGUACAAAUUCCUGAAGUGUCAAAGUGACCCUUAUGUUAAGAUAGAAGGGAAGGACUCUGACGACUGGCUCUGCAUGGACAUUGGCAGCAUGGUGAUUCACUUGAUGCUUCCGGAAACCAGAGAGAUCUAUGAAUUAGAAAAAUUAUGGACACUGCGCUCUUAUGAUGACCAGUUAACUCAGAUAGCAUCUGAGACAUUACCUGAAGACUUUAUUCUUGGAAUAGAAGACAACACUUCUUCAUCCCUCACACCAGAGGAGUUCAAGUAUGAAUAAAAAUUAAUAUGAACUGC
This is a messenger RNA of Chrysochloris asiatica (Cape golden mole), 716 nucleotides long. It is a transcript of the gene MALSU1, whose product is annotated as mitochondrial assembly of ribosomal large subunit 1. Bases 1 to 699 code for a protein of 232 amino acids. Gene Ontology annotation, molecular function: ribosomal large subunit binding. Gene Ontology annotation, biological process: negative regulation of translation; negative regulation of ribosome biogenesis. Lineage: Eukaryota; Metazoa; Chordata; Mammalia; Afrosoricida; Chrysochloridae. The transcript has 4 exons. Gene Ontology annotation, cellular component: mitochondrion. The record is from RefSeq and is a predicted model, not a curated record.